Endocarpon pusillum Z07020 is the source of this 1395-nucleotide messenger RNA. RefSeq lists its product as uncharacterized. The transcript has 2 exons. The record is from RefSeq and is a predicted model, not a curated record. Bases 1 to 1395 code for a protein of 464 amino acids. NCBI's taxonomy places the organism in Eukaryota, Fungi, Ascomycota, Eurotiomycetes, Verrucariales, Verrucariaceae.
AUGGCAGAUGAUCCCGAUCAGACAUCUGGUGACUCCCCUACUACCUCUCUAGAAUCUUAUAGACGACAGCGACGUCGACUAUUAUCAACCGCUCAUUCCUCUCCACAUCCUUCUUGCAGCACACAUACAAUCCCAUCUGUUCACGUAACAAUCGCAGAUAGAAGUGCUCCAGGCCGAGCACCACAUACCACAGGAAGUAGCAACUCUACGCUCUCAUCAAGAUGUCCUAGCAUUAUCCAAAUUCAGCCAGCAGAUAGACGUGGUCGAGCUCAACCGCCCAUCACUACAGGCAGACAGGAUGCUGCCAUUGCUUCCUCAAGUCGAUCUGCUGGGGCAGGGUCGGCCGCUGCGGCUUCGAUACCUGUCAAGCCUCCAACACUAUCGCAGGCUUUACGCCCUGGGAUACGGCUAGGCAUCGAGACAGAAUUUUUACUUUCUGCCCGUCAACGCUCACACCAAGCCGUGAGUCUCAGUCGGUUUGUGCAAAUCCUUGCAGAUAACCAUAACAAAGAGGUGUGGUCUCAGUAUCCCCAAAUGCAUCACUCGCUGUGUCAACCUGAAGACCCCAUUGAUUAUAAGGAGUGGUCUAUGGUUUAUGAAAGUAGUAAUGCAACCGGCCGAGAACCAUGGGGCCUUGAGAUGCGAACUCCAAUUACCGAGGUGCAACCCGGAUGGAGAGAUUCCAUCCUAGCAACGUGGAGAUAUCUGUUGCGGAACUAUGAAGUCAGAUCAAAUCAUGAGUGCGCGACCCACAUCCACAUCUCACUUGUGCCAGUCUACACCCUAGGCCAGGUGAAGAAGAUUGCUUCCGCUGUCAUCUACUUCGAGGCGGUGUUCGAAGCACUAGUCCCGGAAGAACGCAGAGGCAAUGAAUGGGUCCAAAGCAACUGGCUUGAAAGCCCGGAACUAGCACAAAAAGACAAAUCUCGCUCUGACUCCAUCAUCGAAAUAGAAAGAGCAUGCGACAUAGAUGCAGUUUUGAAUUUGAUGCAGAGAUGUGGUGACCCAAAAUUCGCGUGGAAUUUUGUACCUUUGACAUCGAACAAGCAAACAAUAGAAUUUCGGAAACCUCCAGGAAGCGAAACGGCCGACGAAGCCCUUUGCUGGGCCGAGCUCGCAUUGAACUUCAUCCAAGCAUCUCUCAGGUACGGAUCCUUUACAGAUCUAAAGAAAUUCCCCCAAAACAUCAAAGGUCUACGCUCGUUCUUGGAGAAUGGUCAAGAUCCUAAGAUCAGUGAUCCGGACCGAUUGCAGAUGUUGUGGGCAAACCAACCCCCGAACGCAGCCAUAGCCCCUACAGACUCGGGUUCACAAAUGAUUAAAACGAAAGAGGAACUCCAUAUCAUCGCUGCGGCGGACAUGAGACACAGCCGGAGACAUCCGAUAUUCAAGUAA